GGAAAAAAAAAAAAGUUUCUUUUAAUUUCCUUUCUUUACCGAAUCAUAUUCUCUGAGGAACGAAACCCUCGCCUGUCUACUAAGGGGGCAAUGCCUCGAUACUGGAUAGUUUUCGGCAGAUAACAGAAGUAAUUGUAGGGAAUGGGAGGCUGCUGCUGUUCUUCCAGAAAAGCUCAGUUGCAUGGUGCACCUGUAUAUUAUUAUUGCCCACCAGCCUUGGAAGAGCACGAGGCUUUAACAUCCCAUAACGGAGUCGGGUCUGAACUCACUGCGGGAUUCCUGGUUCAUUUGGAUCUUGACACAUCGACGCCUGAUACUUACCAACCCCCUCCUGCACCUUUGCCAUAUGAUGUGGUCUUCGGUUGUCGAGGGUCAACGGAUUCUGGGUCCUCUAGAGAAGAAGCAAUCAGCUGUAGUAGUUUUAAAACCUCAGCUGCUUGUGUAGAACUCGAGGAAUCAGAUUGCAAAGCUCAUGGAAAUUCUUUGGAUGUCUUACCGAAGACGUUGGAACUCGCAAAACCAUGCGAACUUAACGUUUUACCUAAAGAAGAAGAGGAUGUUUGCCCCAUUUGUCUUGAAGAGUACGACACUGAGAAUCCGAAAUAUGUUAUAAAAUGUGAACAUUACUUUCACCUGUCAUGCAUUCUUGAGUGGGUGGAAAGAAGCGACGCCUGCCCCAUUUGUGAUCAGGAAAUGGUUUUUGACCAGACCGCCAAUUAGUGCCUCUGUAAAUACGUUGUCCAAAUGGAAAUUUAUUUGUUGUUUGAAACUAGAAAACUCCAACUCGAUGGCCAGCGUUUGGAACCUGCAUAUCGCUAAACUUUAGUUGCUUUUGUCAUUCAGUCCUCGGUUGAAAGAAAUCAAGUUCACAAGUAAAUGAUGGUACAGUUUGCCGGUUAUUCAUUUUUCUUUGCAAUGUUCAGAAGUUGACGGUUGGUUUUCUCAAUUGUAUCCAAAGAUUCUAAAUGGAGAAUUUGGAGAAUGAAAACUCGGGAAUUCUCUAAAGGUGGAAGUGCCGAUCAACGCGUCUUCCAAGUCUGCGUUUCUCCUGUACAUACCUUCUUUUUGUUUCUCAUUGAAUGUCACAAUUUAAUUUGUACCCUGGUAUUGUAAAUUGCAUAUCUCGUUACAUUGGAAUUGAUUUGGACAGCAUUGGUUGGUGUAUGAAAAGAUUGAAAUGAUCAAUAUGC
Messenger RNA from Morus notabilis, 1190 nucleotides. RefSeq names its product probable E3 ubiquitin-protein ligase RHB1A. Gene Ontology annotation, molecular function: ubiquitin-protein transferase activity. The transcript is spliced from 5 exons. The record is from RefSeq and is a predicted model, not a curated record. NCBI's taxonomy places the organism in Eukaryota, Viridiplantae, Streptophyta, Magnoliopsida, Rosales, Moraceae. The coding region runs from base 142 to 720 and encodes 192 amino acids.